Molecule: messenger RNA, 879 nt
Organism: Geodia barretti
Lineage: Eukaryota; Metazoa; Porifera; Demospongiae; Tetractinellida; Geodiidae
Source: the annotation of a GenBank genome assembly
AUGGGCAAGCUGGAUGGCAAGGUUGUGGUCGUAACCGGUGCCAGCCGGGGCAUAGGGGCGGAAAUUUCAAUCCGCUUUGCUUCAGAGGGCGGAAGCAUUGUCUGCGCGGCUCGGACGCUCAGGGAAGGCGACCACCCCUUGGAGGGUUCUCUGGAAAAGACGGUGGCCGAUAUUCGCGAGGCUGGUGGUGAAGCUACUGCGGUGGCGGUCAACCUGGCCCGACCGGAAGAGUGUGAGAGCCUGUUGGUGGAAGCACAGGACAUCUACGGGCCCGUGGAUGUGCUGGUCAACAAUGCCGCGCUAACCUAUUUCAUCCCCGUAAAGGACUUCGCCGUCAGCCGGUGGAUACGGUCCUGGGAGGUCAACUUUCACGCACCAUUUAUCCUAAGCAAGACGGUGUUGGGUCAGAUGAUCCCCCGCGGUUCCGGCAGCAUAAUCAACAUUUCUUCCGGCGCCGCCGUCGGACCGGGCCGUGGGCCCUACGAAGAUAAUCCGGGGCUGGCCGGUGGCACUUGCUACGGCGCGGAAAAGGCGGCCCUGGAGCGAUUUACCCAGGGACUGGCCAGCGAGGUAUACCAGUUUGGCAUCUCGGUAACGUGUCUUUCCCCUUCAUUGGUGGUACCCACUCCUGGAACGGUCUACCACAACCUGGUCACCGGAAUGGAUGACCCCAAGGGAGAGCCACCUUCCAUGAUGGCCGACGCCGCCUUGCUGCUGGCCACUGAGCCCCUCGAUUUCGUGACCGGCAGGGUAACCUACAGCCAGCAAAUUCUGAAGGAAUUUGGCUGGAUUACCGAAGGUCAGGGUCGGGGAGUAACGCUGCCAGGGACUGGGUUCAGUGAGAUUUAAAGGGGUAGUGGUCACGGACGGCGUUGGGCU